Messenger RNA from Pongo pygmaeus (Bornean orangutan), 3753 nucleotides. It is a transcript of the gene IPO4, whose product is annotated as importin 4. Gene Ontology annotation, biological process: protein import into nucleus. Gene Ontology annotation, molecular function: small GTPase binding. NCBI's taxonomy places the organism in Eukaryota, Metazoa, Chordata, Mammalia, Primates, Hominidae. The transcript is spliced from 30 exons. The record is from RefSeq and is a predicted model, not a curated record. The coding region runs from base 15 to 3530 and encodes 1171 amino acids.
GAGCUGGACACUGAAUGCCCCAAGCUCGAGUUCUCCAACCCAGCUUGGGAACUCCCGGCGUGGGGAACCUACAUUGCCAGAGUCGGGUUUCCGCGACUCAGCCGGUGCUCAGCCUAACGGAAGUGCAGGAGCCGGACCUCUCUGUGGGAAGCGAAUUGAAUCACCUUGGUAACCCGCGGGGCGUGCAGCAACGCCCUUUCCGCCGGAAGUGGGUGUCAGAACCUCCACGUGCUGUCCCCCCCUCCCCUUUUCGGCCCAGUAGCGGCGGCUCAGCUGCUGCCAUGGAGCCAGCCGGCCUAGAGCAGCUCCUACGGGAGCUGCUGCUACCGGACACCGAGCGCAUCCGUCGGGCCACGGAACAGCUUCAGAUCGUUCUUCGGGCCCCCGCCGCUUUGCCGGCUCUCUGCGACCUGCUAGCCUCGGCGGCCGACCCCCAGAUCCGCCAGUUUGCGGCCGUGCUGACCCGCAGACGACUGAACACCCGCUGGCGACGGCUGGCGGCGGAGCAACGGGAGAGCCUCAAGUCCCUGAUCCUGACGGCCCUGCAGAGAGAAACAGAGCACUGUGUGAGCCUCAGCCUGGCCCAGCUCUCAGCCACCAUUUUUCGAAAGGAAGGCCUGGAGGCCUGGCCACAGCUUUUGCAGCUGCUUCAGCACAGUACCCACAGCCCCCACAGCCCAGAGAGAGAGAUGGGGCUUUUGCUGCUAAGUGUGGUGGUGACCUCCCGGCCCGAGGGCUUCCAACCCCACCACCGGGAGCUUCUUCGGCUUCUGAAUGAGACUCUUGGUGAGGUGGGCUCUCCUGGGCUGCUCUUCUACUCCCUGCGCACUCUGACCACCAUGGCCCCCUACCUCAGCACUGAAGAUGUGCCUCUCGCCCGGAUGUUGGUGCCCAAGCUGAUCAUGGCCGUGCAGACUCUGAUCCCCAUAGAUGAGGCAAAGGCCUGUGAGGCCCUUGAGGCUUUGGAUGAACUGUUGGAGUCAGAGGUGCCCGUCAUCACCCCCUACCUCUCUGAAGUCCUCACAUUCUGCCUGGAGGUGGCUAGAAAUGUGGCCCUGGGCAAUGCGAUACGCGUACGUAUUCUCUGCUGCCUCACUUUCUUGGUCAAAGUCAAGAGCAAGGCCUUACUGAAGAAUCGUCUCCUGCCACCCUUGCUGCACACCCUUUUCCCCAUUAUGGCUGCUGAGCCCCCACCAGGCCAGUUGGAUCCCGAGGACCAGGAUUCAGAAGAGGAAGAGUUGGAGAUUGAGCUGAUGGGGGAGACCCCCAAGCAUUUCGCUGUACAAGUUGUGGACAUGCUGGCACUACACCUGCCCCCCGAGAAGCUCUGUCCCCAGCUGAUGCCCAUGUUGGAAGAGGCCUUGCGGAGCGAGAGCCCAUACCAGCGCAAAGCUGGACUCCUGGUGCUGGCUGUGCUGUCUGACGGAGCUGGCGACCACAUCAGGCAGAGACUGCUGCCCCCACUGCUACAGAUAGUGUGCAAGGGCCUGGAGGACCCCUCGCAAGUUGUACGCAAUGCUGCGCUGUUUGCCCUGGGCCAGUUCUCAGAAAACCUACAGCCCCAUAUCAGCAGCUAUUCAAGGGAGGUGAUGCCACUGCUCCUCACCUACCUGAAGUCGGUGCCUCUUGGACACACACACCACCUAGCCAAGGCCUGCUAUGCCCUGGAGAAUUUUGUGGAGAACCUAGGGCCCAAAGUGCAGCCCUACCUUCCGGAGCUUAUGGAAUGCAUGCUCCAGCUUCUGAGGAACCCCAGCAGUCCCCGGGCCAAGGAGCUGGCUGUGAGCGCCCUGGGAGCCAUUGCUACGGCUGCCCAGGCCUCGCUGCUGCCCUACUUCCCUGCCAUCAUGGAGCACCUGCGGGAAUUCCUGUUAACAGGCCGUGAGGACCUUCAGCCUGUGCAGAUCCAGAGCCUGGAGACACUGGGGGUGCUGGCACGAGCAGUGGGGGAGCCCAUGAGGCCGCUGGCUGAGGAAUGCUGCCAGCUGGGUCUGGGCCUCUGCAACCAGGUAGACGACCCUGACUUGCGGCGCUGCACUUACAGCCUAUUUGCAGCCUUAUCGGGUCUGAUGGGCGAGGGCAUGGCACCCCACUUGGAACAGAUCACCACGCUCAUGCUGCUGUCACUGCGUUCCACCGAGGGCAUUGUGCUUCAGUAUGACGGGAGCAGCUCCUUCCUUCUGUUUGACGAUGAGAGUGAUGGGGAAGAAGAGGAGGAGCUCAUGGAUGAGGAUGUGGAAGAAGAGGAUGACUCAGAGAUCUCAGGGUACAGCGUGGAGAACGCCUUCUUCGAUGAGAAGGAAGACACCUGUGCUGCCAUGGGGGAGAUCUCUGUGAACACCAGUGUGGCCUUCCUUCCAUACAUGGAAAGUGUCUUUGAAGAAGUAUUUAAACUGCUGGAGUGCCCUCACCUGAAUGUGCGGAAGGCAGCCCAUGAGGCUCUGGGUCAGUUUUGCUGUGCACUGCACAAGGUCUGUCAAAGCUGCCCCUCGGAACCCAACACUGCUGCUUUGCAGGCUGCCCUGGCCCGAGUGGUGCCAUCCUACAUGCAGGCAGUGAACAGGGAGCGGGAGCGCCAGGUGGUGAUGGCCGUGCUGGAGGCCCUGACAGGGGUGCUCCGCAGCUGUGGGACCCUCACACUGAAGCCCCCUGGGCGCCUUGCUGAGCUCUGUAGCAUGCUCAAGGCUGUGCUGCAGAGGAAGACAGCCUGUCAGGAUACUGACGAGGAGGAAGAGGAAGAUGAUGAUCAGGCUGAAUACGACGCCAUGUUGCUGGAGCACGCUGGAGAGGCCAUCCCUGCCCUGGCAGCCGCGGCUGGGGGAGACUCCUUUGCCCCAUUCUUUGCUGGUUUCCUGCCAUUAUUGGUGUGCAAGACAAAACAGGGCUGCACAGUGGCAGAGAAGUCCUUUGCAGUGGGAACCUUGGCAGAGACUAUUCAGGGCCUGGGUGCCGCCUCAGCCCAGUUUGUGUCUCGGCUGCUCCCUGUGCUGUUGAGCACCGCCCGAGAGGCAGACCCCGAGGUGCGAAGCAAUGCCAUCUUUGGGAUGGGCGUGCUGGCAGAGCAUGGGGGCCACCCUGCCCAGGAACACUUCCCCAAGCUGCUGGGGCUCCUUUUUCCCCUCCUGGCGCGGGAGCGACAUGAUCGUGUCCGUGACAACAUCUGUGGGGCACUUGCCCGCCUGUUGAUGGCCAGUCCCACCAGGAAACCAGAGCCCCAGGUGCUGGCUGCCCUACUGCAUGCCCUGCCACUGAAGGAGGACUUGGAGGAGUGGGUCACCAUUGGGCGCCUCUUCAGCUUCCUGUACCAGAGCAGCCCUGACCAGGUUAUAGAUGUGGCUCCUGAGCUUCUGCGUAUCUGCAGCCUCAUUCUGGCUGACAACAAGAUCCCACCAGGUGAGGACACCAAGGCCGCACUGUUGCUGCUCCUGACGUUCCUGGCCAAACAGCACGCCGACAGCUUCCAAGCAGCUCUGGGCUCACUGCCUGUUGACAAGGCUCAGGAGCUCCAGGCUGUACUGGGCCUCUCCUAGACUGCAGGCUGCAGCCAGUCCAGAGAGAAUAGAGCCUGCCCAGGCCUUAAGACCACCUCUCAGCCCAGUUCAGUUCUGCCUUACCAAAGAUUCUGAGACUCAUACCCAUUUGGAGCCAGUCCCACUUGCUGCCUUACAGGGCUGUCCCUGAGGCUGGAUCUGUUACAAAUGAGUCAUGACAUCAUACUGUAAUAAAAGCAGCUUGUUUUCUGCUUGAACAAUA